UGAUCUUUACGGGUCUAGAGCCUCCAAAUUUUCAGCCUAUAUAGGCCCACAACUGAGAAAGGGGAAAAACACUAAACAACCCCUUAUUUACGUCUUAACUAAGAAACCCGAACCAAAGCCAAUUUUUUCCAAAUCAAACCCCCAUUUGUCUCUGAUCCCAAAAACCCACCAGCUGCAUAUUCUUCUCAAAAAAAAACCCAAAAUUCUUUUCCCAUCAUCUUAAAAAAAUCUGAGAAUUUCCAUCGAUGAAUACAUCUCAGUUCAUGGACAAGCAAAUAAUGGACUUAACAUCAUCAUCAUCUUCUUCACCUCCCCAAAACACCAACAAAGAUUUCAUCGAUCUGAUGAAUCACCCACAAGACGAAGACAAUCACAAUCAAAGCUCUGGGUUUGGCUCCGCUAAUAACGGGAUUAAUAACAAGGAAGAGAUCUUUCCCAGCUAUGAUUUCCAAGCGAUCCGACCCGUUUCAACCAGCCUUGACGCCGCUGGAGUUAAUAAUAAUAAUCUCCGGUCGUGGAGUUCGAUUGAUUCUAAAUCUAAGAAUUAUGGUUCUCUUGACUCCAUUGAACCUGCAAAAGUCAUUCUAGAAAAGGACCGAAAUGCCUUUGACUCGUCGAUAGUGGUUGAGAUUGAUCGAACCAUAAAGAAUUAUACUGAUAAUUUGAUGCACAUGUUAGAAAGUGUUAGUGCCCGACUGACACAGCUGGAGAGUAGAACCCGUCACCUUGAGACUUCUGUGGAUGAUUUGAAGGUGUCUGUCGGAAGCAAUCAUGGAAGUGCUGAUGGAAAAAUGAGACAGCUGGAAAAUAUUUUAAAAGAGGUGCAAACAGGGGUGCAUGUUUUAAUAGAAAAGCAGGAGAUAAUGGAAGCUCAGUUACAGCUUGCAAAGCUGCAGGUGACCAAGGGAGACAAGCCAUCGGAAACCCAGAACUCCACCCAGAUGGAUUCUGUGCAGCAAGCUGCAGCUGCUCCUUUUCAAUCUCACCAACAGCUUCCUCCUGCUCCCUCUUUUCCACAAUCACUUCCUUCUGUUCCCCCUCCUCUUCCUCCUACUGUUCCUCCUCCAGCUCUACCCCAACAGAACCUGCCACCUCCAGUCCAGUCUUCAAGUCAGUUCCUACAGAACCAAGUUCCUUCUGUCCCUCAGCAAGAUGCUUACUAUCCACCACCUGGCCAAACUCAAGAGACUUCAAGUCAGCAAUUCCCAAUGCCUCCUACUCAGCAACCACUGCUUCCUCCUGCAGCAGCACCUCAUCAACCAUAUCAACCAGUCCCUCAACCACAGUUUUCUCAACCACCGCAGCCCCAUCAACUCCAACCUUCUUUAGGCCACCAUCCUGAAGAGGCACCUUAUGUUCCUUCUCAGGCCUAUCCACCAAACCUGCGCCAGCCACCCUCUCAACCACCCAGUGGUCCUCCUUCUUCCCAACAGUAUUAUGGGGCUCCACCCCAAAUGCAUGAGCCACCAUCCACCAGGCCUGGGCCAGGGUUUUCUACUGGAUAUAUCCCGCAAUCUGGGCCAAGUGAACCAUAUGCUUAUGGUGGAUCACUUUCACAAUAUAGUAGUGGCUCCCCUAUGAAAAUGCAGCAGCUCUCAUCUUCUCCUAUGGGGCAAAGUGCUGGAAGUGGUUAUCCUCAGCUUCCAACUGCUAGGAUGUUACAACAUGCAUUGCCCACUGCCUCUGGGGUUGGUGCUGGAUCAGGUCCUUCUGGACCUGGAAACAGGGUUCCCGUUGAUGAUGUGGUUGACAAAGUGACCAGCAUGGGAUUUCCUAGAGAUCAUGUCAGGGCAACUGUUAGAAAGUUGACAGAGAAUGGCCAGUCUGUGGACCUCAAUAUGGUGUUGGAUAAGCUAAUGAAUGAUAGCGAAGUACAGCCACCGAGAGGCUGGUUUGGCCGGUUUUCCUUUCAAAGUGCUCGUCAAUUAUUUCAAGGGGAUCCAAUGGAGCUGAAAGCUUCAUCACCUAAUCUUGGUGGUCUUUCUCCUCCUGAUUGCGUUAGUGAUCCUGAGGAGAAGGAAGUCAGUGAUGAGGACGAUGAUGAUCGCAACCAUAAGCAUCGUAGGCGGGAGACAUGCUCUCAAUCAUUAGAGAGAGAUUCUAUGGAUCCAGUUUUUACAAGGCCUUGCAGAAAGCGCAAUAAACCGUUUGAAAAUGGGCAUCCUUUCCGAGAAAAUGAAUCUCAAGCAGAUGAAACCUGGAAAAAUUAUAACAGUUUGCCUCUAGAAAAAGACUUGACAUCUAAGUUUGAUAGAAGACGCCUUGGAUUAGCGUCAUUUCCCCGGGGACAUUUGGAUCUGAACCAGAGAAUUAGGUCCAACCAAACAUUUAGUGGAGAUUCUGGUCCUGGUAGGGGAAGAGGAAGGGACAACUCUUCAUGGAAUCAACGUGAUUCUAGGUUCAACUCAGUUGGUGUUGCUUCUCAAAUGGUUCAGCCAGGAUCUGUUGUUCCAAGUCUCUUUGCAGGAAGGGGAUUGCCAAAUGUUUCAAAUGCACAAAGUCCAUCAUGGAGUGCCUUUGGGCUUAUGGCGGGAAUACCAAAUGGUGGCCUAGAAUCACUCCAUCCUAUUGGUUUACAAGGGGCGCUUAGGCCACCGAUGAAUUCAUUGAAUUUGGGCAUUCCUCACCAACGUUGUAGAGACUUUGAGGAGCGUGGAUUUUGUCUAAGAGGAGACAUGUGCCCUAUGGAGCAUGGUGUCAAUCGUAUUGUUGUUGAAGAUGUUCAGAGUUUGUCACAGUUUAACCUUCCUGUUACUGUUCCAAGUGCACUACUGGCAACACCUGCUGCACCUGGAUCAUUACCUUCAGGUGUUCCUCCUUCAACCAAUUUGCUGAACAACAAGGGUAUACAUAGCAAAAGUAGCAAGCCUGGAAUGACUGAUGAUGCCUUAGGUUUGAAUGGUGCGUAUACUGGUUCUACUAGUGCAAGUGGUGCUGAUUUAUAUGAUCCUGAUCAACCCUUGUGGAAUAACAAUGGUCCUGAAGCAUCAGCUGCAAUCUCAGGACUGCAUUCACCCAAGAUUGAUGAAACGAAAACCUUGCUAAACGAUGAUCUAUCUGAUCGUCAUCAUGGCAGGUUGUGUGAUAGUGCUGAUAAUGAAUUGCCAAUUAGAAGCACGGGGUUACAGAGCACAAGUUUGUCUGUUUGGGGUAGAAUUGGUAGCUCAAGAAGUAAAAUAGACACAAAAGAGAAAAUUGAUCUCACACCCUCAGACUAUCUUGAGAAUGAAGCCAAGGAAGAACAAGAAGCAUUUCCCAGCUCUCAAGGCACUUCUUGUCAGGUAAAGCGGACCGGCAUUAAGGAUGAUGGCUCCAAAGUUAUGGAUUCAUCAUUCAAGUCAGAAACUGAUGGUAUGUGUAAUAGCAGAAAACCGAAUCAAAAGGCACUUCGUACACUGUUUGUCAAUGGGAUUCCCCAGAAAAGCAACAAAAGAGAGGCUCUUCUUUCUCAUUUUCAUAAGUUUGGAGAGGUUAUUGACAUUUAUAUUCCAUUAAAUAGUGAACGGGCCUUCGUCCAGUUUUCAAGGAGGGAAGAGGCUGAAGCUGCUCUGAAGGCACCUGAUGCUGUAAUGGGUAACCGCUUUAUUAAGCUCUGGUGGGCUAAUCGGGAUAGCAUUCCUGAUGAUGGCAUAAACAGUGGCAAUGGUGUAUCUGUAACUCAACGAGGUCUAACUGCUUCUCUUGUUCCAGCUCAGCCUGCCUCUAACAAAGGAAAGGAUAGUCUUCAAUCUAAGAGCAAUGUUGUCCAUGGUGCUGAUGUGCCUUCUCUGUCCCCUAAGCCUGUUAGCAUGAAUGGUCCCAAGAUUCCACCUCCAUUGCAAAAAAAGCUAGAGACACUGGAGCAGAUGAAAGAGGAACUACGCAAGAAGCAGGAAAUGCUGGAACAGAAGCGGAAUGACUUCCGGCGCCAGUUGGACAAACUUGAGAAACAAUCUAGUGGUCCCAAGGGUGAUCUACUGACUGAGCAAGCUUCUAAGAGGCAAAAGGUGGGAACCAUAGCUGAUCCUGCAAAAGUGUCAACACCAAGUUCCUCUGAACCCGGUGCUUCUGGAGCAACACUGUGCACUAUAGGGAUGACAGAUAAGAGCAAAUCAAUGGAGAAUGCUGUGUCUCACAGUCCAAAGUCAAAUACCCCCAUACCGUUGCAGGAAUCUAUGAGCUCAAAGCAGCAGUCUCAUCCUUCAGCGCCUGUAGGGCAUCCAUUCCCGACAAAUAAAUACAAUUUGGACAACCGACCUACUGCUUUUAGAGUUACCCCACCAUUGCCUUCUGGUUUUGCAGAUGUUGAUAUUUUGAAGGAGCACUUCCUACAAUACGGUGAUCUAUUUUCUGUGGAGCUAGAAGAUGUGCAAAACGAUGAUGAUAUGGGAUCAGGGGCAUUGAAGAAUUGCUCAGUCAUUAUAACUUACAUCACGCGUCGCUCAGCAGAGAGGGCAUAUGUAAAUGGUAAAUGCUGGAAAAGCUAUAAUUUGCAGUUUACAUGGCUGACAUCUAGCAAUUCUAACAGUGACCCUAGUAGCAAAGAAACUUCAUCUUCCACACCAAAGGGGCCUUUAGAAGCUGAUGUCCAGGCGACAGAAGAAAAAUUAGCAUGUAGCGUCUCUCAGGAAAUUGGUUCUUCAAGCAAUGGGGAAUCUUCAGAAAGAGAGAGUUUUGUCGACCGUGUGGAAUUGCCUGAAGUUUCAGAGCAUAGUCCAUCCCCAACGUCUAGUGUGAAAGAAUCACCUAAAGGCGGCACAUGUUGAGGAUGGGGCCUGUUCUUGGAUUUGUACAGUGAGGUAAAAUGUUUCAAUCUAAUUUUCAGGAGUCCUGCAUUUUCAGUUACUGAAAUUUCAUUUUCCGGUAUAUCUUAUUUCAUGCAUUGGAUAUGUAAAAAAAAAUGGAUUUUUUUUUUGUUUUUAUCUUUUAAUUGCCACCAAAAGGAUGACAGCUACUUGAGUGGCAAAUUGUAUCGUCCUUUGAAAUUAGUUUUGUAGGACUAAAAGAGGAUUAAAGUAAAGUUUACGUUGAGAUUACUUAAAAUUUUUUAAGAAAAAAUCUUUCGGAACUGAUUCCAAUUUCGGUUUUACCUUAUCUAGCAGAGUUUUUAUUCUUGAAAAUUCACAUGUUAUUCUGCACUGCAACUGAUUAUUACUCUUUCUUACCACAAGGAAGCUCUUUUGUUUUUCUCAUGGUAUGAAUUGAGCAUUCCAUGGGGAAUUAGGCUUCAAGUUGUUAAUUAUUCUUAUUACUGUUAUUAUUAUUAUUUACAAAUUCAAAAAAAAAAUUAUUAUUUACUACAUAGAAUAGAAGAGAAAGGUGCUGAACUAAAAAAUGUACAUUAAUGGAAAAGGAUCGGAAACGCUGAAAAUAUUUCCAUGAUU
Durio zibethinus is the source of this 5363-nucleotide messenger RNA. Lineage: Eukaryota; Viridiplantae; Streptophyta; Magnoliopsida; Malvales; Malvaceae. The record is from RefSeq and is a predicted model, not a curated record.